UGCAAAGUUCGACGACUUCAUGAUGAACACAAAAGGAUACAGCGUAACAACUGACAACGAUCUUAGCUUCUAUCUGGGAGUCGCGUACAAGAGGGACGAAGCUUGAGGGGAUCGACCCUACAGGGAAAUUCACCACGCCAAUGGAUCCCAAGUUCGUGAUCGAACCAGAAGACGUUGAUCCGCACGCGCAUAGCAACAUGGUCAAGACCAGAAAUCAGCUAUGCAGUAUCAUUGCUAUCAAGAUAUCUCACAAGUCCUACGAAGAAACGCUAUCAAGACAACGCCGCCUUGGAAGCAAUUCAUACAAGCGAGCAAGUUGCUGAUAUAUUCACAAAACCGCUGCCCGCUGAUCAGUUUCUCUAUCUAAGAGACCAAUUGUUGAACCUCCCUUUGGUAAUUUUCAAAAUGAAUAAACUUUUCUCAAACUUGUCUAAGAUCCUUCGAAGGACAAAGACACAUACGCGAAGUGCUGAGCGCCUCUGGACUGUUCUAGUACCAGGGAGUAGCAUAGUACAAGCGAAACCAUAAGCAUGUGGCACAACUUGAGCAUCCCUGGGGCAUUGCGACUUCAGUGGGUAGUGAUAGUUGCUUGCAAACGCAAAUGGACAUGGGAGAAAGGAGUAAGAGUUUCAUAGCACAGCUUCCCCAUAGUGCAUGGGCUGAUAUGGUGACAUGGAAACAUGAUUGCUAAUCAGGGCGAUGGCGCGUAACAUGAUUUCUUUUGAAACAUGGAAACGUACUCUUCGUUAACUCACUACGUGGGUAACCGGCGUGUAGCAAAAUGCUGCAUAGCUGCUCUAAACUUCCAUUGAAGCUAGUUGAUGAUGCGAAAAGCUACAUCAGGGUUUGGAAUUGCUUACCCCACACAAUCAGCAGUGUGUGAAAGGCAAUCCAACGUCUCGUUACCUCAAAAAUGCUACACGCAAUUCCUCACGUGCAUCCACAAAAUGCUACGAAGGAAACGUAAAAGCAUGUGGAAACGACGUGUUAUGCUCACUGAAAGGCAUAUGAAUGCAUGUAUGACUUUGGAACCUAUGUCAUUUGCUGAAACGUACUGGGAACUCACCGUCCUGGGCCACAUUUGCA
Messenger RNA from Guillardia theta CCMP2712, 1086 nucleotides. RefSeq lists its product as hypothetical. Bases 141 to 323 code for a protein of 60 amino acids. The record is from RefSeq and is a predicted model, not a curated record. The transcript has 6 exons. NCBI's taxonomy places the organism in Eukaryota, Cryptophyceae, Pyrenomonadales, Geminigeraceae.